UACAAAGAAUGGUUUCUUCAUCCGUCGAGAAACUCUGCGAACCCUAGCUCUCAGAUCUGAACGCAACCUCAUUCCAACGCCAUGGCGAGCUUUGACGAAGCCCCCCCCGGCAAUUCCAAAGCUGGAGAGAAGAUCUUCAAGACCAAAUGCGCUCAGUGCCACACUGUCGACAAAGGAGCUGGUCACAAGCAAGGUCCCAAUUUGAAUGGGCUAUUUGGACGGCAAUCUGGUACAACUCCUGGAUACUCUUACUCCGCUGCCAACAAGAAUAUGGCUGUGAUAUGGGAAGAGAAGACAUUGUAUGAUUACUUGCUUAACCCCAAGAAGUAUAUACCCGGAACGAAGAUGGUUUUCCCAGGGCUGAAGAAACCGCAGGAUCGUGCCGACCUUAUUGCUUAUCUGAAGGAAUCAACUGCUUAAUGAUACGGUGCUUCCGCCUGUCUAGAAUUUGUUCACACCCUUUUUACUCCCUUCAUUAAAUAAGAACAUUGAGGUUAGAUGGAAAUUUGGAGGUCACGUACAAAGUAAUUCUCUGUCAGACAGAUUUGUCUUGUGAAAAUCACAAGAGUUCCCUUUUUUUCAUUAAAUUCUUAUUUCCCUUCGCUAUUAUACAUCAUUUGCAGAGUUCAUCCAUUUGUAGCUUACGUUGUUGGUUUGUGAACAUAACUGCUAAACUUUUUGGCAAAGCCGGUUAUGGCAAUCUUUUUUUCAUAAUAAAUAGCACGCUUGUAAGAACCUA
Messenger RNA from Cucurbita pepo subsp. pepo (vegetable marrow), 739 nucleotides. Its product is annotated as cytochrome c. Gene Ontology annotation, molecular function: heme binding; electron transfer activity. The record is from RefSeq and is a predicted model, not a curated record. NCBI's taxonomy places the organism in Eukaryota, Viridiplantae, Streptophyta, Magnoliopsida, Cucurbitales, Cucurbitaceae.